Molecule: messenger RNA, 2101 nt
Organism: Juglans microcarpa x Juglans regia
Lineage: Eukaryota; Viridiplantae; Streptophyta; Magnoliopsida; Fagales; Juglandaceae
Product: pentatricopeptide repeat-containing protein At4g21065-like
Biological process (GO): RNA modification
Molecular function (GO): zinc ion binding; RNA binding; protein binding
Source: RefSeq, a predicted model, not a curated record
AUGUUCAAACUUAAAACCCAGAUCCUGUUACUCACAAACAAUGAUACGCUUCGCCUACUCUCAGCUUCUACGAGAAACCGUUAUUUUCACCAACUAGUUCCUUGUACCCAGAUUCAACCACCACUAGAAUCUCAUUUUUCUCAGACUCUGGACCCCAUGGUUUGCAUAUCUCUGCUGCUGAACUGUAGAAACGUAUUUCAGAUUAGACAAGUUCAUACCCAGGUGGCUGUGAUUGGGAUGCUCCGACACCUCAUUGUGGCUAACAAGCUCUUAUACACAUAUGCACAGCAUAAAGCUAUGGGUGAUGCUUACGUCUUAUUUGGUGGAAUGAGAGAGAAAGACUCCGUUACUUGGAAUGUAAUGAUUGCUGGGUUUGCUAAAGCUGGUGAUUAUAUGAAUUGUUUUGGGAUAUUUAGGGAGGUUAUUCGAUGUGGGGUGCGGCCAGAUAAUUAUACAUUGCCUUUCAUGAUAAGGGCCUGUAGGGAUAUAGUGGACCUCCAAAUGGGUAGAGUGAUUCACGAAAUUGGUUUGAAAUGCGGGUUGGAGCCGGAUCAUUUCGUCUGUGCUUCACUCGUGGACAUGUAUGCGAAAUGUAGGGCAAUGGAGGAUGCUCGACUAUUGUUUGAUAAAAUGCAAAAUAGGAACCUUGUGACAUGGACAAUGAUGAUUGGUGCGUAUGCUGAGUAUGGGAAUGCUAAAGAGUCGUUGGUUUUGUUUGAUAGGAUGAGAGAUCAAGGCAUUGUCCCUGAUAAGGUUGCUAUGCUGACGGUGGUUUAUGCAUGUGCAACUGGGGCUAUGCAUAAGGCGAUAUUUAUUCAUGAUUAUAUUUGUAGGAAUAAGUUUUCCUUGGAUAUCACCUUGGGAACUGCCAUGAUUGAUAUGUAUGCUAAGUGUGGGAAUGUUGAUUCUGCGAAGGAAAUAUUUGAUGGAAUGCAAGAAAAGAAUGUUGUCUCAUGGAGUGCUAUGAUUGCAGCUUAUGGGUAUCAUGGACAAGGAAGGAAAGCUCUUGCUCUAUUCCCUAUGAUGUUGAGAAGUGGGAUAUCACCGAAUAGGAUCACUUUUAUUUCACUCUUAUAUGCGUGUAGUCAUGCAGGUUUAGUUGAAGAUGGCCUUCAAUUAUUCUCCUCGAUGUGGGAUGAUCAUGGGGUGAGACCAGAUGUGAAACACUAUACUUGUAUGGUUGAUCUCUUGGGCCGUGCAGGGAGACUUGACGAGGCAUUGAAACUGAUUGAGAAUAUGACAGUUGAGAAAGAUGAGGGGCUUUGGGGUGCUUUGCUCGGGGCAUGCAGGAUCUAUGGCCAUAUGGACCUGGCUGAAAAGGCCGCAGAAUCCCUUCUUAAGCUCCAGCCUCGGAACCCAGGGCGCUAUGUAUUGCUUUCAAAUAUUUAUGCAAAAGCAGGAAGGUGGAAAGAUGUGGCAAAGAUCAGGAAUAUGAUGAUGCGAAGGAGAUUAAAAAAGGUUCCUGGUUGGACUUGGAUUGAGGUGGAUAAAAUAAUUUAUCAAUUUAGUGUGGGUGACAAAACCCAUCCUCAGUCAGAGGAGAUCUAUGGCAUGCUGAAAAGUUUGAGCAAGAGGUUGGAGUUGGCUGGUUAUGUCCCUGACACAAAUUUUGUGUUGCAUGAUGUUGAAGAGGAAGUUAAGCUAGGAAUUUUGUACACGCAUAGUGAGAAGUUGGCAAUAGCUUUCGGCCUUUUUAAAACGCCCGAGGGAACUCCUAUCAGGAUUACAAAAAAUCUUAGGGUUUGUGGUGACUGUCACACAUUCAGUAAGAUGGUGUCAGCCAUUACACACAGGGAGAUCAUUGUUCGAGAUGCCAGUCGAUUUCACCACUUCAAGAUGGGUGCUUGCUCGUGCGAUGAUUAUUGGUAACUUGCUUACUUGAGAGCAGCCAAAGCAUGAAUGGUAUAUUUGGGCAGUUUGUUUAAACUCAAAGUUAUCGAAGAAGAAUGUCAGUCAUAUAUCUGCGAAACACAUUUGUUACCAUAGAGGCCAUCUGGGACUUGCAGCGAGACUUUUUGGCUGAUGCUUUGGACAGUCUCACAUCAUAACUUAUACAGGUAAUAGUUGUAUCUUGAACAUGAAAGAAGUAAUACGAGAACCU